This is a messenger RNA of Henningerozyma blattae CBS 6284, 1668 nucleotides long. RefSeq names its product ubiquitin-protein ligase ASR1 (gene ASR1). The record is from RefSeq and is a predicted model, not a curated record. The transcript has a single exon. NCBI's taxonomy places the organism in Eukaryota, Fungi, Ascomycota, Saccharomycetes, Saccharomycetales, Saccharomycetaceae. Bases 1 to 1668 code for a protein of 555 amino acids.
AUGAUACAGAAUUGUCCAAUCUGUCUGGAGGAUAUUACAGAUAUACUGGGUAGUUUAAAAGUUUGUCAACAUAAUUUUCAUUUUAACUGCAUUAGACAAUGGCAUUUGACCUCCAAAAGUUUAGAAUGCCCUGUAUGUCGUAGGGUAUCCAAUAUUGUCAUACAAAAAACCCUAUAUAAAGAUCCAAACGGUUUACCACUAGAUGGUGGCCUACGUGAAUCAUCCGAUAUUUUUGAAUUUAAUAUUUCUACUGGGGCGGAAGCCAGUAUUAUUGAAGAAUAUUUGCCACAGUCAAUUUUAUACAAUAGCCUAUCCUCUACAGGCUUCUUUGGUGAAGACAAUCAAGGCUCCUCAUCCAAUUACAAUCAAUCAUCUUACAAUUCACCACAACCAUCAUCUUUACAUCACUUAAUUCAAGAAGAUAUAGAUGAAUUUCACUCUAAUACGGAAGAGGAUGAAUAUUGCGAUUGCGUUUAUUGUACUAUUUGUGGGGUAGAAGGUGAGGCCAAUGAUAUUUUUGAUCAGUGUCCUCAAUGUAAUAGAAGAUAUCAUGAAUCAUGUUUGCAUUCGUUAGCUACAGAAAUUGGAGAUUUAGAAAAUUGGAGAGACUGCUUAAAUUGUCAGACAACUGUGCUUACCAUCACUCAACCAAGAUUUACUAGAACUCUUCUAUCUAAUGAUAUAUAUAUCGAUAACUUUUCCAUUGAAGAAAGCAAUUCUGAUAAUUUUUCUACCCCAGAAAGAAUCAAUUCAUCGUCAACAUCAGUUGACCUUUCAGAAUUAUCUCCUAUACCAAGCAUAACUCAGGCAGUACAAUCUGUCGCUUCAUAUGAUAUUAAUCAUUCAGAAUGCUUAUGUAGCGAGUCUAAGCAGCAAUCAGAACUAAAACAAUUCAAUAAUCAUAAAUCCAAAGAGAAGUUAAAAGCACCUCUAAUUGUAGAAUGUAAUUCUACAAAUAAUAUAGGCAAAAUGUGCUGUCCGAGUAAACUCGUUGGUUCAUCAAAUAAUCAAGAAAUAACAACUGUAACAACCGCAAUGCAAGCCUUGACUAUCACAGAGGAGACUGAAAAUGCAAAUGAUGAUACUAGUUUACAAAAUGACUUUUCAAUAACUAAUAAUUCUUUUGAGCGGAGGAUACAACAUCCAGGGACUCUACGAAGUUAUAUUAUAGAUCAAGACAAGAAUCCAAUGAACAACAGGCCAUUAUCUAAUAAGAAUACUGAAAAGAAAAUAAUCAAAAAUCCCUGUACUUUUGACCAUAGCCAUGGGAAAUAUGAAGCUAACCUGCAUUUAUCAAAUAAUACAAUCAAUAGUGAAACCUCCUCACACGUACACACGGACAAAAAGACUAAGAACAACGCAUCACCACUCCAAAGCUCAUCUCAAUCUCAAACUUUAACUGAUAGAAUAAAAAUAGAAGCCGUUGAAAGAGAUACUAAGUUUAAAAUUCAAAGCCAUGUAAGAAAAGUUUUGGAUCCUUACUAUAAAAAUGGAGUUCAGGGGAAAAAAUUAAGUAAAGAAAUCUAUACAAUGAUUAACAGGAGUGUAUCAAGGAAAUUAUAUGUAAUUUCUGACUUGAAUUAUGAUAACAAACUCCAUAACUUUGAUUAUCUUGCUAAGGUUGAAAUAUUAAAAGAAUUUGAAGCUAUACCAGAGUUCAUCAACUAA